This is a messenger RNA of Anopheles nili, 453 nucleotides long. Its product is annotated as peritrophin-1-like. NCBI's taxonomy places the organism in Eukaryota, Metazoa, Arthropoda, Insecta, Diptera, Culicidae. The transcript is spliced from 2 exons. The record is from RefSeq and is a predicted model, not a curated record. Bases 1 to 453 code for a protein of 150 amino acids. Gene Ontology annotation, cellular component: extracellular region. Gene Ontology annotation, molecular function: chitin binding.
AUGUCGGCUUGUUAUAUCGUCUCUUAUCCUUUUGGUAUCCUUCCAGGAACCGCAUCACCACCACGGAUGCUGGCCGCUGUUCUAGUGCUGGCAAUCGCCCUCAUCCAGCUGGGAGCUGGUGAGCCAACUUGCAACCCAACCGGUCGGUAUCUGGUAGAGAACCCACGAGAUUGCCGUUCGUACUACUACUGCUUCGAUGGUCAACCGAUCUUCGGUACGUGUGGGCCGGGUCAUCGGUUUGACGCUUGGCGCCAAUCCUGCCAACAAUCGACGGUGCAAGAGUGCUUUCCUUGCCCAUCCUCCGGAGCCAUCAAUAUGCCCCAUCCGACGUCCUGUGGCAAGUUUGUGCUGUGCUUCCAGGGUGUAGCUCAUGAGCGAUCGUGCCCGACAGGACUCCUGUUCAACCGGCAGCUCGCUCAGUGCGAUCUAUCCUCGAAUGUGAGCUGCUCCUAA